Ectocarpus sp. CCAP 1310/34 is the source of this 2759-nucleotide messenger RNA. Lineage: Eukaryota; Phaeophyceae; Ectocarpales; Ectocarpaceae. The record is from the annotation of a GenBank genome assembly.
AUGCACGAGAUCUCCUUGCGAGGCCUCCCCGCCGGCUCGACAUCGGGCCUCUUCAAGGUUCAGGAAGGGGGGGCAAGUAACGACGACCUCAACAACAACGACGACGACAAACACGCCUCCGGUGAUACCAAAGGUGGCGGCGAGCUGCCCUCCAACGGCUCCAACAAGAAGCCGUUAGCAACGACCUUACCGGGUGCGAGGAGCGCAAGCACAAGACUAGCCCCGUCCGCCAGUCGGCAAACCACCAGAUCACCUUCCCUCGGACGCCACCACGAGGGGGAUUGGGUAGGGGGCACCGUGAUCGCGGCUGGUGGGAGGGGCGGGGCUGCCCGCGGCACAGAUGGAGGACGAGGGGGCAACGCGGCGGAGGUUGUUGAUAGGGGGGUAGGGGGGGGUUCGGAGGCUGGUGUCGACGGGAGUGCAGACGUUGAAGACGGCAGCGACGGCGGCGGUUCGGUGAGGGAGCGGCACAACUCCACGGGGCUUGCCGACCGGGCGGAAACGGAAGGCAGAGGACGACCAAGAAGGAGGCUUCCGGCUAUGCCGUCCGCGCAAGCUGUGGCCGAGAUGCAAACGCUGCCCUUGUCGGACGAAGGGGGGGACAGUAGCGAUUCCGGAAGCAACGAUGAUGACCCCGCCAGCAUGCAGCCUGUAGCGGCGAGUUGGCGCCUGACGGGAGACAGGGGCAAGUUUCGAAAGAUACUGGCCAAGUUCGAGGCUGGACCACGCACUACGCCAGAUCCGAGUGCAGCUGAGGGAGAUAAAGGAAACGCUGACGAGGAGAUGCAAGCUGCAGCGGCAGGCGGGAAAAGACAACAAGCUGUGGAAGCGGACUUGGGCUGGGGCGAUAGCGUCGAAACAAGUCGAGGCGAGCAACAGACCGUGACAAAGCGGCAGCGGCAGGAAGAGGGGGGAAGUGAGAGCGGGGAGAAUGAGGGCGAUGCUGAAGAGGACAACGAGCGUUUCGCUUACAUUUCCAGCAGUGUGAGCACCAGUUCCAGCAGCCUCGAAACAGAGCACGUCAACCCGCUGGCACUCAUGCAAGACCCGGUCUCCAUCAGACCAAGUGAGAGGCCCAACAACCCCACUACGCCGUGGGCCUUCUCCGCUGCCACUGCUCCCGCUCGAGACGCCACUGGUGCCAACACUAAGGGAGCGGAGGGUGCGCCUCCCGGGAAAAACGAAUACCCUUCUUUCCCCGGUACGCGCGGCGAAGAAGCCACCCGCAGUAGCAACUCCCGUCGAUCCUCUCGAUUCCUCCGGCGGGCCAGGUCUUGGACUGCCAAGAAACGGCGGAGCCCCCAACGGGCCGGCAACAGCGAUAACGACGACGGUGAAAGCAGCAGCGGCUGUAGCAGAAGCAACAGCCCGCGCAGGGCAUCUGCGGGGAUGUUGGGAGCCCUGCAGAGGAGCUUCCGCGGCCGGCUGAAAACGAACAGGCUUACCUCGACUCCUCCGCUAACAACAACACGAAGACGAUGGCCGAAGAGCGACGAAGCGGAGAAGAAGGGCUUGGGGGGAUUGUUUCUAGCGAGGGCUAGAGGCACGGCAGCAGCAGCCGCAGCGGACGGCAGAAGAAACGGUGGCUGCCCACCAGACUCGCAACAGGCAACCCCAGUGUCGGAUCCGGAACGAUAAGGUUGCACGGAAAGAGCGCCUUUGUGGUGUAGCAAACCCGGCAGAUUGCUGCUUGUCCAUCGGUCGGUGUUUUAAGGCUCCUACACAAACUUGCAUUUUAUGUUGGUAUGGUUGCAUCGGAUAUCAACGAGGUAGCCUAGGGCCGACGCACGUUCGUUCAUAGUCUUAUGUUGCCGGUUUACGUGUUGCUUGUUGUGGGGGUCGAUCAAUAUGAUGUAGGUCGUGGGCUACGACGCAUAAAGCAUGCAUAGGGUACUUUUUUCCUGAUGGCUCCACCUCUUACAUUGUGCCUCUCAUAGCUCGAGAGACUAAGCUCGCUUUUGCGUCUCGAGCUUGAUACCAAGCACCACUCUGUAUCUACACCUACGCUAUCUUUUUCGCAAAUACAUUUUUCGUGCGGAGGGUCUUAUACCUUGAUAUCACACCUGACUGACUGCGUACAAGUCAUUUUUAUACUUGUUUCGGAAGUAUUGUGCCUUAAUGAUGCACCAAGUCUACAGGUGGCGCUAUCCGGAAUCAUUUAUUUAGUGUCAAGAAACUGUUUGUGAUGACGGUAUUGAUUGCAGCGUCGGUUUGUUCGGACGUGUCAUGACCGUUGGUUGAUUGUUUGAAACGGCUUUUUUGCCGAGCCCUGGCAUUCUCCUCGAGACGUGAGCCCGCCUGUGCUUUUGGUAUUUAUUCUGUUGCGCUGAAAGGGAGGGUGGAAAAGGUUAUGGUCUAUUGAGACCGACAGAGUCAGUCGUGAUGGGAGCGGCAUCAUUAGACUGUUUAUUCUUGGGAAAUGGAACUAUUAGCUGUGACAAGUUGGAAGAGGCCCCAUGCUCUUCGUCUAGAACCCCGCUCGUCAAGCAGGGUUAGAAUUGUUUGUGUUAUAGCGGCGACUACAGGGAUGAACACGAUUAACUAUCUAGAAUAGAGUAGGCUAGAUUUGGAGGGCGAAGAUCACGCCGUUGGAAACGCGACGAAAGCCCCACGGCCGGGGCCAUAGAUCUAUUAUGAUAGCCGUAGAUGGAACGGAGGUGCGGCGUCUCUAUCAUUCCCGAUGGCAGGGCUUCGCUUCUCUUUCAAUGUCACUUGAUGAACGCAGCUAUUAUUGCGAACGGAAGAAACUGAAGCCUGAG